Macrobrachium nipponense is the source of this 3442-nucleotide messenger RNA. RefSeq names its product ras-specific guanine nucleotide-releasing factor RalGPS1-like. The transcript has 4 exons. Bases 224 to 703 code for a protein of 159 amino acids. Lineage: Eukaryota; Metazoa; Arthropoda; Malacostraca; Decapoda; Palaemonidae. The record is from RefSeq and is a predicted model, not a curated record.
GUUGAUGUCCUUGAUGGACGUUGAGGACGAUGUCGUGAGGAGUGUUAUUCACGCCUACGACCUUGGAGUACUACGGCAUUUCCAUAGUGUUUCGCGUAACGAAAAGUCCGUACGAAUUGCGGCCGGUUUUAAUGUGCUUUUGAAUUAGUGUAGUGGAUAAAUAGCCGUAAUUCGCGUGAACAUUAUAGCGAAGAAAGCCGAAGUUCCCACAUCACUUCAAGCUAUGUCAGGACUUUCUUCUGAUUCUGAUACAGAAGUAGUGUUUGAAGUAAGUGGAGAAGAAUGUGGUGUUCAAGGGCCUUUGAAAAGAAAGACUGUUAUUAAAGAUGGCAGAAGACCUGCAGUGUCAGCUUGGCAUAGAUACUGGGUUCAGUUGUGGGGUGGAGCUCUGGUUUAUUAUCAUCCAAAAAGUUUAACUUCAAGAGGACAGGAGCGAGCAGACUUCAAGACCUCACCUUGUAAACUUCAGCCUCUCAUUGGUCAGGGCAGUAAACUGGUGCUUGUUGGUCCACAAGAUGCCCAAUCCCAGCCUGAUGUAUUCCAGGUUAGGGUGUACACCUUGCUCUCUGAUCCAGGGAAAGCUACAAUAUACAAAUUUCGGGCACCUUCUGUAUCAGCUGCCAAGUCAUGGAUAUACAACCUUCAACAAGCAUUGACUGAGAACAUUCAGAGACCACCAGAGAACCUAAUUACUUUUGAAUAGAUCAAGAUGAUUAGUGGUGUCUUUUUGUUCUUCAAUAAGCAUAUGUGGUAUGCUCAAAAAGUUUUUAAUUUAUCCACAUGAAAGUAUGUUCUGGGUAAGAACAGAAUACAUAGUGUAUCAAAUGUUAAAGGAAGUGAUAGGGAGGCUGCCUAGCAAUCUGAACUAAUGGAAAACAAAUGUCCUCAUUGAAAAGCAAAUGUUGUGUGGAGUAGUGCAGCUUCAAAGAAAGAACUGUGAAGAGCAAAUUAAUCUUUCUCAUAAAUGAACGCAAGCUUGUAGUGUCAAAAGCCGUCUCUAGUUCUAGAAAGGAUAAUUGAGAAAGUACGUAAUAACAGGAUUUUGAUUUUAAAGUUUGUCAGUUCAGAAAAUAAAGUUGCAUCAUAUGAACCGUUAAUAUGGCAACAACGAAAUGUGGGUGAACUGUAAGUUGUGGGACACUAGUUGAGUGCCUGUGAAUAACAUCCGUUUUGCCUUCAUGAUCAAAGGAAACAUUAUUUAUGUUUGGGCCCACUGCAUCUGCCAGGUUGUGGCCCAUGUCCAUGCCAUAUUAGGUGCUGAAUUCUGACCAACAACUUUUGUAUUACUGUAAUUUGAUUCUAGUCCUUAAAUGACAAAAUGUUCUGCCAAAGGUUAUUUAAAUGUGUGUGUAAAAUCUGGUUAUUACAGGUCUAACUAAAUCAAGCAGUAAUGAAAUGGUUUGUCAAGUGCCUGAUUUUUCUCAAUGAAGGGCCACCAUAUAAAUGGCAUUAAAGUUAUUAAAUUCAGAAGAAUUGGGACAAUUUAUCUCUACUUCCUGUCAAUAUAAAUAGUUUUCAUACACUUCAGGAAAAAGAAGGUGAAGCAUAUUGAUUUUUCUAUUUUUGCCUCUUGUAAGAUGAUAAAAAUGAAGUACUGUACAGUACACAAAUUUUUGUAUGGCAUCACUUGAGACAUCAAGUGUAAAUAGUUUAUUACAGAUUGACUAUUUAUGGCAGUUGGACCUUAUAGUACCUUACUAGAUAUAAUGGUUAUUGUAAAAAUUCUUUAUAAUCAGAAAGAAAUGAAGAUCCUACAUUAUGUAAAGCCUCUAUGCCAACACGAUUUAUUGAAUGUUAUACUCAGGUGAGUGUCUUGAAGUACUGAUUUGUCGGACAGUUCGUCCUUGCUUGUUAAUAGUAGUACUUCAAAAGUGUUUUGCAAUAAUAUGAAAGUAAAAAGUUGGGAUAAUGAAUGUAAGUAGAAAUUCUUGUUUGUAUAUAUAAAACAUCAAUGUAUACUGUAGCUGUGCUGCUGUAAGAAUGAUCUAUUUCCCAAAUAUUGGCUUGCUCUCUCAAAUGUGUGUUUACUACACAGCCUUAGCUCACUUGUUUUUUGGACCUUGCUUACUUUGUGCAGCAGACAAUGUUAAAAGCUGGCUAUAUUUUCUCCUAAGGAGAAAAGGUCCAAGUUAUCCAGAAAGUGUACUGGCAAUGUGCAGCAUUGUGUAGCCUAUGUAAGAGCUUUGUACUGUAUUUUGUCUCCUUGACAGUGUGUAAUUGGAACUCCUUACCUUAACCUGUGGUGAACUGCUACACAUGUAAUUGCUCCUGUUAGUUAUUAAUCAUGGCUUUAAUCCAAGACAAUAAAUUUUAGGGCUUUUUCAAUGAGAUUUUUUUUGUACUAAAUUUUUUUUGUCAGCGGAGCAUUUUUGUGUAUCACUGUAGCUCUAGAAAUGAGAUCCUAAGAUUAUAUGUUAUAGAUAAAAAAGUAGAGGUAAUAAUACAGUUAAUUUACCAAAGAAUAAAAAAAAAAUUAGGAAAUUUGCACUGUUCCCUUUUCUAAUUUGUCCAGUGUACAUUUUAAAACCAUCAUAAAGGCCACUUCACUCUUUUUAAUAUCUAAAUCAUUUGAUUUUAGGCUGUGAAAUAUGUAAAGUUUUUUAUGCGCAUUAACAUAUUGUAUCAUACUUAUGUCUGGAAAUUCCAGAUGAUCGGUUAUCAUUGGGAAUUCCCCUAAUAGGUUUUUAAGCUACUUACCAUGAACCACUUUACUUAGCCAGUAGUAGUAGUAGUAUUCAGAUUUUAUAAUUUUUCAAAAUGGUUCAUGUACAUGAUGUAUAUAAAAUCCAUAACAUUAUCGUUACUUAAUACUCAUUCCAGAAUUUGUAUAGAUUCUCUCUUGUUCAGGAGAGAUGAAUCCAGUAUUAUGAAGUUUCAUUUUGGUUUUGUUUUGUACAUGAAGUUCUUUUUCACAAUAUAGUCAUAAAUUGUAAUCUAAGCUUGAAAGUGAUUGUAUGGUGUUGCUUAUUAAAAAAUAAAAACAGAAAAAUAUGGUAACUCAUCUGUAUACUGUGAGGUCAUUCCGAAAAAAAAUUCAUUGGCCAAACCAUUUUUUUUUUCUUAUUACAAUAUCCUUUCCAGAUUGUGAUAAUUCCUUUGCGUACAUUCCUCCUAACAGUAUGUUAUUUGCAAUUUCCAUUACCAUAUUGCGUUAGUAAUUUAAUCUUUGUGAAAGUCUUACUGUUGUUGUUUGGCCAAAUGAAAAGUGCCUUUCUUUAAAUGGGGUCUAAUUCUUUUGCGAUAAACUUGGCAUAACAUUUUGCACAUUAUGUAAGAAUUACUUGAAGAGAAACCUUAAAAGCAAGGCAUACACUGUUGCAACAUAUCCCAUGCUUUAACUAAGAAAAUUGAUUUUGUGGCUAUUGAGGUUAUCUACAUAAAUACUGUCACUUUGUUCAAUGAGUGCUCUUAACUCUGUGGCAAUAAAAUGGAUCUUUGUGCA